Molecule: messenger RNA, 5561 nt
Organism: Scatophagus argus
Lineage: Eukaryota; Metazoa; Chordata; Actinopteri; Scatophagidae
Gene: lemd3
Product: LEM domain containing 3
Exons: 13
Coding region: 252-2840 (862 amino acids)
Biological process (GO): nuclear envelope organization; negative regulation of BMP signaling pathway
Cellular component (GO): nuclear inner membrane
Molecular function (GO): chromatin DNA binding
Source: RefSeq, a predicted model, not a curated record
UGGCAGAAAACCCUAGCCAUAAAGGUUACAUUUUGGGGCUACACCAGCAUAAGCCCCCGUUCAUUUUGGACUACCUCGCGACCGUUCCCUAAAUAACCGGAAAUUCCAGAGAGUGGGAAUUCUUCCUACAUUACAGUUUCUUUGGUUCUACUGUAGAAAACAUUGAUUUUGAACGCAGCUCAGAUGGUCUAUUGCCACUUCACCUCUACGUCAUUUCCGUUACACAACCUUCUUCGAGAGUUUUGUCCAAGAUGGCGUCAACGCAGUUAACGGACGAGGAGCUUUUCUCUGAAUUAAAGCGUUUUGGUUUCACUCCAGGCCCGGUAACCGAAAACACUCGCCCGGUGUAUUUGAAGAAAUUGAAGAAGCUUCGUGAGGAGCAACAACAGCGAAGCUCCAGACCAAGUAAAACCCGUAGCAGCGGAGCCAUCAACAACACCACUGGCGGCGGCAACACUACGGGUUCCAGGCCAGUCAAGUAUGACGUCACGCACCUGAGCUCUAGCAGAAGACCGGGCCGGAAGUCCUCCGUCCUCAGCUUCAGCUCUGACGAGUCUGACGCUGAAUCUCCAUUGAAAAGAAAGGGGUCCAAUCACAGCAGCAGGACAGACCGAAGCUCUGGUUUGCAGCAACAACUAAAGAUAAGUUCAGUUACGGCACCAAGUGUAGCUAUCAAGAGGAAAGAGUAUGGCGUUACGAGUGCGCUGAAUAGCAACAAUUCUUCCCCGGAUCUGGACGGACAGAGAAGCGUCUCGUUGGUCUGGGGAGUUCGUGCCAGAUCCAACCCUGAAGCGGAAGGGAGGGAUUAUGACGAAUCGGGAGACGAGGGCGAUUAUGAGGGGGGAACUGACAAGAAUUCUCACUCUUUAAAUGGUCGUGGGGCGUCUCACUUGAACAUUAGCGAGCUAGCUAGGGAUUAUUCGGAUUCGGACGAGGAAGAGAUUGGGGGCCUUGGUGCCGGAGACCGACAGCGGGAUAGGUUGCAAACUAAACGGAGCCUCCAUCACGCAACGCUUCCUUCCUACGGAGACGUCCGAGAGUCUCAGACGGUUGGGGCAGCCAGAGAGGUUAACCCGCUUGAGAGUCUCAACAUGGUGGGAAGCCGGAGGGAGGAGGUGGGAGAAGACGAAGAAAAGAGAAGUAAGUUGGGCUCAUCGGAAAGCUUGCGGGGCUGUAACAUUCACAGGAAGUCCACCAGCGUGCCCCUUGUCGAGCACCAUGGGCGAGAGGCCGACAAAAACAACCACGUCGACGAAGAUCACGAAGUCUCCAGAAACAGCAGUGUGAGUGGGUUCAGCGUCGGGUUGAGACCGCGCUUUUCCAACUACAGCAGCCUGUGCCAGACCUACAGGGGCAACCACUCCAAUCAUGCCGCUCCCAACCAUUCAUACAGCCAAGCAGUUCCGAAGCAGAAAGCAUCUGUCCCGGAAGAUGAGCUGCUCCAGCAGUUUAAAAGAGAAGAGAUGGCCUCAUCUGGUAGCUUUAGCGCUAACUACCUGUCCAUGCUCCUGCUCACGGCUGCCUGCCUCUUCUUUCUGCUGCUGGGUCUAAUUUACCUUAGGAUGAGGGGCACUGGAUCGUCAGAUAUAAAUGGAGUCAUUAAGAGUCAUCCAUUUGGCAGCGAGUUUGAUUCUUCUUAUGACAAGGUGGAGAAGGACCUGAUCCUAAAGUUGCUGCUCAAUCUGCACAAUCACCUGGCCCAGAUCGCUGGCCAGCAUGACUGCGGAGAUCAGCAGCAUCCAAACAGGAGUCUGUCCAUGGAUGAAGUCUCUGCAUAUUUGCUGGCUCAGAAUCAGGAAUUUGAAGGCUUCAUCCAUACUUCUCUGGAGUGGAUCAUCCGAACAGGCCAGGACGUUGGAAUAAGGCUGACUGGACAGGUAGCUGAUGAUCCAGUGACUGACGUGUCGGAGAUCUCUCGGCUGGAGUCUACACAUCCCAAAAUGCCCUUCACAUGCCGCUUCCGCCGAGCUUUCCUUACUGUCAUCAGCAGAAUCUUCUUUAUCACAGUUGUGGUAUGCUGUGUGUGGAGUGUGGUCUGCUACAUGAAGUAUCGUUGGAGGAAAGAAGAAGAGGAGACCAGGCAGAUGUAUGACAUGGUGGAGAGGAUUGUUGAUGUGUUGAGGAGCCACUCUGAGGCUUGCCAAGAGAACCAGGACCUGCAGCCCUACCUGCCCAUUCCCCAUGUUAGAGACUCCUUGGUGCUGCCUCAGGACCGGAAGAAAAUGAAGAACAUUUGGGAGCGGGCUGUGAGUUUCCUCUCUGCCAAUGAGUCCAGGAUUCGAACAGAGACUCAGAGGAUUGGUGGAGCGGACUUUCUGGUCUGGAGGUGGAUCCAGCCGUCUCUCAGUUGUGACAAGACCUCUUUGAUGCCCUCCAAAGUCUGGCAGGGAAAAGCUUUCCCUUUAGACCGGAGGAAUUCACCUCCUAACAGCCUCACUCCAUGUCUGAAGAUCAGAAACAUGUUUGACCCAGUAAUGGAGGUUGGGGAGAACUGGGAUUUAGCCAUUCAUGAGGCCAUCCUGGAGAAGUGCAGUGACAACGACGGCAUCGUCCACAUUGCUGUUGACAAGAACUCUCGCGAGGGCUGUGUCUAUGUGAAGUGUCUCUCUGCAGAGCACUCAGGAAAAGCCUUCAAGGCACUUCAUGGCUCCUGGUUUGAUGGUAAGCUGGUGACUGUGAAGUAUCUGCGUUUGGACCGAUACCACCAGCGCUUCCCACAGGCUCAGGGUUGCUGCACACCCCUGAAGGCCUCCAGCCUCCACCUGAACACCACAAGCACCAUCAACACUACACCCCGCCUGCAGCAUCGCGGCUCAGUGAACUUUUCAGGCUUCUCAUGAGAUUGACAUCAACUUGAGCAUUAGCGUUCUCCCGUGUGCCCUCCCUGCAUGACGGACAUGUCUGCUGCCACACCAUCACUGCAUCAUAUGUCAUCUGUCUGUGUCACGGGAGAGUGUUUUCAUUUGUUAGUUUUUCCUUUCUUAACACAGCCUCUUUGCAAAAGAAGCUGUUCAGCAGUGCAGCGUUUGUUUUUUAUAACCUUUCUACUAGACAUGUCAUUAAUUUAUCAGGGAAGCAAAAUUCUUAUGGAUUAUGUAAGAUGUGUGCAGUAGGGCUGUAAAAUUACUCUUAAUUUUGACAGUCAAAUUGGUUUUGGCUGUUCAGUACUUCAUUAUGAAGAUUUGACUGUUUGUUCCUUUUUUUUUCUUUCAGUUAAGCACCACUCUAAACACCUGUGUCAGCCUAGAUUAAUUUUAAGGCUUGUGCUUCAAAGCCUUUUCACACAGUCAGAGAAAUUAAAAAGUGUCUGUCCUACUCAUGGUUCAGUUAAUAAAUCCCAGUGCUUCGGGCUUACCUGCUUGGCUACUGACAGAGAUAUCAGCUGAAGAGUCAGUCAUGGUGAAUGUCAGCAGCGGAGGUUGUACCAUAAUCAGGUGCAAAAGUGGUUAAGCCAAUUUCACAGACAGCCAUCUCAAGCAGUCAUCUGUGCAGCCAAACAAACUUGAGUUGCCUGCCUCAAGCCAUCCGGUGUCAACUCUUUAUCUAUCACUCUUUUUUGCUUCCAUCACAGUAAGUUUUGUAUUUUGGUCGAUUUGAGAUUGAGUUUGUCAAGUUUACAGCAUGCCAUGCUCCUACUUUUGUGAUGAAUGACACAGUGCAAGUUGUCUUCUUGAAUGACGACUCAAACCAAUGACUUUUAGUGGCCAGCCUGAAGUUUGAGACCAAUAACCCACACUCCUUCUCUUACACAGUCUAACCGAUGUUAUGAUGGAGUUCAUUUUGGAAAUUGCUACAUGUAUUAGAGUAUGCCUCUAUGUAAGCUUUCAAUACAGCACAGUGUGGGUAUUAAUUUCCUGAGGAUGUUUGGUGUACUCCUUGUUGUAAUCAUUAUUAUUUAGUCAAACGAGGAAGGCAGUAACAAACUUGUAGAGAGUGUGCUGUAAAUACAUGUGAAUGUUGGCACAAGUGUAAUUACAUCCUCUGUAUUAAAAGCUAACGGCAACCUCAGAAUUUUCUUACUACUCACGUACCAUGGUAGUGUACGUAUAUAACCAGAGACAAACACUUCCUGAGAUAUGUCCUCUUGUAGCCUUUCAGGGGGUAUUUGCCUCAGCUGAUUGUACAGGGCAAUAGGAUUUUGACACCCACUGUGUUUGUUGUUUGCUUCACAUGUUGAUUCUUUGUCAUUGUCCUUGAUUUUGUUAUAGCAGCCAGCAGUGCUCCCAAAAUCUAAACUUUUGAGUGAUAUAACAGAAUCAGAGAGUGUACCUUUAACAGUCACCUGAAGUUUUCUUCUUCAGAUAUAAGCCAGUAUAUUUCCUAUUAUUGUUUUUAUUAUUUACCUCUUUCAAGUUGGGUCAUUUUCACUGUUGGUGUCACCCUCAACUGGUGGUGAGUAUAGUCUUCCCUGACCUGUCCUGUCUGCAUGACGAACAGACCAGAGGAGCACAUAUGUAUCAUGUCCAAAUUGUGUUCAUCUCACUUGAGACUAGAGUUUCUUGUUAGGAUGGAAUGUUACUUUGUCAGUGCUUGAUCAUAUCAGCCUCUUGCAAUGAUGCUACCACUAUUUUUUGGUCAUUAAGUGUUCAGUCGGGAUGCUGACAGUUUGUAAUACUCAAUUCCAAAUAUUCCAGCCCAUGUAAAGAGACUGUAUAAAAUUUAGGGGUUCCUGUGUGCUUGUUUUUUUUUGUUGUUGUUUGUUUGUUUGGGUUUUUUUGUUUGUUUGUUUUUUUUUUACAGCAUCUAGGUUAUUCCGAAAAAGGCUACAAAUCCUGGAGUUGCCCAACAUAAUUUUGAAAUGAAUUACAAGUUGGAUUCAGUUUCUGCAGUGUGAAAUUGUACAAAUGAUGCACAUUUCAAAUGUUCAAAGCCUGCUACAGCAAGCAACCCAACUGUGCCUUAAAUUUGUGCUUUUUUGAAACUGGCACUGCAUUACUGGAGAAUGUUAUGGAUUAAAGAAAUGUUGAAACAGUUUAAAGAGUAAGACCUGCCAUAGAUGUAGUUUUGAUAGAGUUUGACAUUCUUCCUUUUUUUGGUAGCAGUUUCCUUUGAUAUUAAGCCAAAUGUUUCUCUAUUUAUUUUUUUUAAAUCAGCUUUGCUGUUCUAUGUUAAUGUUUGUAGACUUGUUACAUGUGUCAUAACUUUUCUUCAUGAAGACAUUGAAUCAUCAACCUUACAUCUGGUUCGAAACAAUUGUCAGGAUGUCCAAAACAACAAAAUAAAACACUUUUCAGUAAUAAGCCAGUUGAUAGUGCAUCACUGAAAUUUAGUUUUCCGUUUCUCUAACAGACUUGUGCACCUGCAUUAUCUCUGCCUACACUGGCAGAAAUGAGCCUGCAUGUCAGUGUUGGUUUGAUGUGAUGGCACUUCUUAGGCUUGUGCUCAACCUUUAAAAAAUCCUCAUGGAUGCAAUCUUGGUGGAUUUUAUGUAUACACUGUACAUUGAUGUAACUGUAAUAAGUACUGUUAUGUUUGGAAUUACCAGUAUCCCUAACCUGGGGGGGGGGGUGUCACUUGUCAACUGUACAAAUAAUUAAGAUUAAACGUUUAUUAGGUUUUUU